This is a messenger RNA of Halteromyces radiatus, 321 nucleotides long. RefSeq lists its product as uncharacterized. NCBI's taxonomy places the organism in Eukaryota, Fungi, Mucoromycota, Mucoromycetes, Mucorales, Cunninghamellaceae. Bases 1 to 321 code for a protein of 106 amino acids. The record is from RefSeq and is a predicted model, not a curated record. The transcript is spliced from 2 exons.
AUGUUUUCAAUAGACGAUUCAGUGACUCAUUAUACCUUAGAAAGACAUCCCCGUAACCGUGCCAUUGUCGACAUUAGGAACAAAAGAACUGGUGAACUUGGGUUUAUCAAAAUUAGACAUCGUCUGGCUAAUUUUUAUGCAGUCUCUCUUAUUGAUCCAAAAACCUUCGAUGUACGGGCAGAAACUCAAGUGAAAAGUGCAGGCGCUCGACUCAAACCGAUUACGUUACAAGGAUAUAAGGAAUCUGUAGCAUUAAAGGAUACAUCUAUUUUUGGUUUUGAAUGGUCUUUUGAAUGGGAGAAUCAGAAAUACAAAUGGUAA